AUGAAUGGUGAAACUUUUAAAGAUCAUCAGAAAAGAUUACAAUGUGAACAUCAACAAAAAUGUCGUCAACAAAAAAGAAACAAAAUUGAUAAUAAUAGCAAUUUGGUACUUGCUUCUGGUAUAGAACAAGAUAUAGCUGUUCCUUCAAUGAAUACUUUAUCACAGAUUCCAAGGGCACAUAUUUAUUCAUGGAGUUCACACAGUUUAGAUCGUCAUAUGCUAGGAAAAGUUACUCUUCCACCUUUUCAAAAUCUACCAACUUCUCUUAAUAACCUUCUGACUGGGACAGAUUCACAUGCACGUUCAUUUCAACACAAUAUCCGAAUGUAUAAUUCUGCAUUAUCUUUUACAUCUAUAGGAGCUAAUAUUGAUAAUCAGGUUACAGAAACUAGUGAUGUUUAUACUUUUCGCAUUUAUGGAGAAGUAUAUCACAGGAUAGAUGCCUUUUCUUUUGAUCCUGAAAGCCAGCCUCAAUUUGCUCAGAUAUAUAUCUAUGAUACAGAUCAUGAAUUACAAAAUAGGAUAAAUAUAAUGCCUGGUCUUGAUUCUACUAUUCUUGCUGAUCUUCAACAAAUGUUACAUGAUAUUAAUCCAUAUGCUAAUGUGUUUCAUCAAGUUGGAUAUUUUUUAAAUUAUGAUCCAUUAUUAGACUUAAAAUUAAUAAUUACAAAUAAUAGAACUAAAGACCCUCACCAUUAUAAUACUUCAAGUGCAUCUGAACCUAAUGAUGAAAAUCAAGAAAAUGAGCCAAAUAAAUGUGUUACAAUAAUGAAUUAUCUUUCAUAUAAGCUUCAAAUUGAUGCUCGCUAUGUUUCAGCAUCAGAAGCUUUAUGGAGAAUACUUCACUACCAAUUACAUAAUGAGAAGCCUGACAUUAUGCAAUUACAUGUUCACCUUCCAGGUCAAUAUAGAGUAUUAUUCAAAGAUGAUGAGUCUUUGGAAGAUAUAGUUCAACGUUCAGCUGUAGAAAAGACAACUCUUACAGCAUGGUUUCAGGCAAAUACAAUAUAUCCAGAAGCAAGAAACCUUACUUAUGCCAAUUUUCCAUCUCAAUGGACCUAUAAUAUAUGGGCAAAGAAAUGGAAACUAAGGCAGCGAGAAUACACUAUUGGUCGUAUGUAUUUUGUUCAUCCUGCAGCAGGUGAACGAUAUUAUCUAAGAAUGUUACUUAGUAUAGUUGUUGAUUCAACUUCUUUUGAAGAUAUUCGCACUAUAAAUGAAAUUACUUAUCAUUCUUUCAGAGAAGCAUGUAUUGCUUUAAACCUAUUACAAGAAGAUGAAGAGUGGGAUCAAUGCUUAACAGAAGCUAAGCAGAUGCAAUCAGGUGCACAACUACGCAACUUAUUUGCUACUUUGCUUAUAUUUUGUAACCCAUUAAGACCUGAAACACUUUGGAAAAAGCAUAUUUAUUCACUCUGUGAUGAUAUACUCUUUCAAACCUAUUGUAAUACUGGAAAUAUAGCUCUUGAACUUAGAGAUACUAAUAUACAAAAUAGAGCUCUUCUUCAUUUACAAUCUAUCUUAAAUAAACAUGGAAGAUGUCUUGAGGAGUUUCCAUAUAUGCCUAUUCCAAUUGCUAACACUAAUACUGAACAAGAUAACUAUCUAAUUAGAGAAGAGCAACAAUAUAAUAUUGAAGAACUUGCAGAAAUUAUUGAAAAAGAACUUCCCUGUUUAAAUGUAGAUCAACGAGCCAUAUUUGAUGAAGUUAUUGCAACUGUAGAAACAAAAACACCUGCUAUUUUUUUUGUAGAUGGUCCAGGUGAAACUGGAAAAACAUUUCUCUACAAAAUAGAGGGCAAUAUUAUUCAACUUCCUAAAGAUAUUAUUUUGCCAUCCCAAGAUAUAAAUGCUCUGAUUCAUUUUAUUUACCCUAAUCUCUCUGCAAGUUCUGAUUCUCAAUAUUUAGUCGAACGUGCAAUACUUGCUCCAAAAAAUGAACAUGUUAAUACUAUUAAUGCUGCUAUUAUGACUCAAUUUCCUG
Cetraspora pellucida is the source of this 1984-nucleotide messenger RNA. NCBI's taxonomy places the organism in Eukaryota, Fungi, Glomeromycota, Glomeromycetes, Diversisporales, Gigasporaceae. The record is from the annotation of a GenBank genome assembly.